Molecule: messenger RNA, 1787 nt
Organism: Dunckerocampus dactyliophorus (ringed pipefish)
Lineage: Eukaryota; Metazoa; Chordata; Actinopteri; Syngnathiformes; Syngnathidae
Product: golgin subfamily A member 6-like protein 24
Exons: 2
Coding region: 1-1656 (551 amino acids)
Source: RefSeq, a predicted model, not a curated record
AUGGAGACCAGAGACAACACUCAAAGUACUUUACAAGAAGACCACCUGCAACCUGCCACCUCUGCCGAGGAGGCCCAGCGGACCUCCACAGACCUCCUGCUCACAGGACGAGAGCAGGAGGUGACCGAAGGCAACAAGCGGGAGAAAGAUAAACAGGUGGGUCCUGAGGAGGAGAAAAAUAGUGACCAGGAGGUUGAGGAGAAAAUGAGUUACCACAAGAAGGGAGAGCGCGACCAUGAUGAAAAGGAGAAAAAGAGCUACCAGGAGGAGGAGAAAAUGAGUUACCACAAGAGGGGAGAACAGGACCAUGAUGAAAAGGAGAAAAAGAGCUACCAGGAGGAGGAGAAAAUGAGUUACCACAAGAGGGGAGAGCGCGACCAUGAUGAAAAGGAGAAAAAGAACUACCAGGAGGAGGAGAAAGUGAGUUACCACAAGAAGGGAGAGAGGGACCAUGAUGAAAAGGAGAAAAAGAGCUACCAGGAGGAGGAGAAAGUGAGUUACCACAAGAAGGAAGUGAGGGACCAUGAUGAAAAGGAGAAAAAGAGCUACCAGGAGGAGGAGAAAGUGAGUUACCACAAGAAGGGAGAGAGGGACCAUGAUGAAAAGGAGAAAAAGAGCUACCAGGAGGAGGAGAAAGUGAGUUACCACAAGAAGGAAGAGAGGGACCAUGAUGAAAAGGAGAAAAAGAGCUACCAGGAGGAGGAGAAAGUGAGUUACCACAAGAAGGGAGAGAGGGACCAUGAUGAAAAGGAGAAAAAGAGCUACCAGGAGGAGGAGAAAGUGAGUUACCACAAGAAGGAAGAGAGGGACCAUGAUGAAAAGGAGAAAAAGAGCUACCAGGAGGAGGAGAAAGUGAGUUACCACAAGAAGGAAGAGAGGGACCAUGAUGAAAAGGAGAAAAAGAGCUACCAGGAGGAGGAGAAAAUGAGUUUCUUUGUGACGAAAAAGGAAGGAAAAGAGGAUGGCGUGGAUGAACACUAUGAGGAGAAGGAGGUGGAGAAAAGGACAUACCACAGGGAGAAAGAGGGGGACCAUGAGGAGGACGAAAAAGAGCGUGACGAGGAGGAGGAGGGAAAAAGUUGCCACCAGAAGGAGAAUGACGAGGAGAAAGAAGAAAACAAGAGUGAUCCGGAGGAGGGGGAGCGUGAUCAAGAGGCGGCGUGGCACCAGAAGGCGGAGGAGAGUGAUGAACAGGAGAGUGGCCAGGAGGAGGAGGAGAGUGAUGAAGAGGAGAGUGGUCAGGAGGUGGAGAGUGAUGAAGAGGAGAGUGAUCAGGAGGUGGAGAGUGAUGAAGAGGAGAGUGAUCAGGAGAAGGAUAAUGAUCAAGAUGAGGAGAGUGACCAGGAGGAGGAAAAGAAGGACAAGGAGAAAGAGCGUGACCAAGAAGAGGAGGAGAGUGACAAUGAGGAAGAGGAGGAGCAAAGCGACCAAGGGGAGAAGGAAACCGGGAGUGACUAUAAGAAGGACGAGGAGGAGGAGAGUGACGAUGAUGACGAGAGUGGCCAGCAGGAGGAGGAGGAGAGCAACCAUGAGGAGAAGAGAAAUGAGGAGCAGGAGGGCGACAAUGAGGAGGAAGAGGAGGAUAAAGACAGUGACCGUGAAAAGCAUAGCGAGCAAGCAGAAGAGAAGGAAGACGUGGAGAAUGGAGUGACGUAAUAUGGUGCCCAGCAGCCGGGAAGUUGCACUGCUGUGCUUCGUACACUAGAGGGCGUCCGUACACCGCUGUGCCUCCACAAUACAAUGGGCGAGGCUUCCCCACUGACGACCACCGCGCUUCCAGUUUGGAG